This is a messenger RNA of Elephantulus edwardii (Cape elephant shrew), 1290 nucleotides long. It is a transcript of the gene CIMAP2, whose product is annotated as chromosome unknown open reading frame, human C1orf177. The coding region runs from base 1 to 1290 and encodes 429 amino acids. Lineage: Eukaryota; Metazoa; Chordata; Mammalia; Macroscelidea; Macroscelididae. The record is from RefSeq and is a predicted model, not a curated record. The transcript has 10 exons.
AUGGCUGCCCCACGGGCUCCUGGGGCCUUGCCUCGGAGUCUGCGGAGGGCAGUGAAUGGAGCCGUCCUGAGUGACCGGCGGCGGGCGAGGGUCAGUGCUGCAGAGGCUCCAGCGGCUGGGCGCCUCCUGGGGAUGGGACUUGGGAGGCCUGGCGCCAUGGCCUGCAAGUGGUUCAGCGGGGCCCCUUUCGGGGUUCAGAGCGCCAGGUUUGAUGUUUCUGCUGUUCAUCCCAACCGGAAGAAGUUUAGCACCUUCACUGAGGCCCCAUACUCCAGACAUUACUCCGUGGGCGUGUCCCACAUAGGACCUGGGACCUACAGCUCCAAGGAGACAUGCUUCAGCAAUAAGAAACUGAGCAAGGAGGUGGACACAGGCUGGGCCAAGGCCCAGGAAGCCACCCGGCUGACACAGCUGCCCCACUUCCAAUACCAGGCCCUCAUGAAAGAGAAGCAGAUGCAGAAGGAAAAGCUGGGGCCUGGCUCCUACAACUUCAAAGACUUCUUGGAACUGUUGAAACAGAAGCCAAGCAGCACUCGGGGACUGCUCAGUUCUGGGGAGGUCCGCUUCCGAGGAGUCAUUGGGAACUGCUAUCCAGGUCCUGGGCAUUAUGGCGAGAAGGGCAACCCAUACAUGAGACUGGAGAGGAAGGCGUGGAAACGCUCCCAUUCCGAGGGCCUCAUGUGCAGGAUGGCCAACAAGCCACUCCCCUUGACUCAUCAGGGAAGUGGUCUGGGACCAGGGACCUACUUCUUAAAGAGUGGCAUUGAGAUGUACCUGGCACAAAGAGUCGGUACCCGAGGCCCUUAUGACACUUUCACAGGAGACCGGAGCAAGCCCCAGCCUUAUGGACAUUACUCUGUACAGAAAAAAAAGCCGAGGGAGCUGGUGAAUUUUAAGAGCUUUGUGGAUGAACUGAACUCCCAUCACAAGAAGAAGCAUGGGGUGUUUUCAAAACUUCCCCGCAAUCCCAACACUCCUUCUGAGAGGAUCUACUGGGCCACCCUUAGCCAGUGCCCCCGCAAACUGGCCACAUCCGGUCCUGGCAUGUGGGUUCCUCGGGAGGAGGAGAGUAAGAACGUCAACCCACCUCCCUUCCUGAUGUCUUCAAAGCGGAUGAGCACAAAGGCCUUCCAGAUGACGAUGGGGAGCUGGAACCCUGUGGGUGUGGGCCGCUACCUCAACACCUGGCUGACGGAGACAAAGAACAGACGGCAGCGAUACCGAUCUCUGUACAUGUGUGAAUCUAAGCGCUACCUCUCAGACCCAGACUGGGAUAUGGUUCUGCAGUAA